AUGGUAAAUUAGAGUUAGAGUUUUGCACAGUAAAACUUAGAAAGAAAGUACUGUAAAGCUAAAUCUUGAUAAGGUUUUGUAAAAGGCAAGGAAGAAAUAGUACUACAGAUGAAAUGCGAAGGCUAAGGCUCAGACUCAGACUCAGACUCAGACUCAGACUCAGGCUCAGGCUCAAGCUCAGGCUCAAGCUCAGGAUCAGGCUCAAGCUCAGGAUCAGGCUCAGGCUCAGGCUAAGGCUCAGACUCAGGCUCAGACUCAGGCUCAAGCUCAGGCUCAAGCUCAGGCUCAGGCUCAGGCUCAAGCUCAGGAUCAGGCUCAGGCUCGGGCUUAA
Bursaphelenchus okinawaensis is the source of this 331-nucleotide messenger RNA. The record is from the annotation of a GenBank genome assembly. Lineage: Eukaryota; Metazoa; Nematoda; Chromadorea; Rhabditida; Aphelenchoididae.